UUUUGAGCUGUAACACACACCGCGAAGGUCCACAGCUUCAUUCUUCAAAGUUAGUGAGACCACGAACCCAUCGGCAGGAAAAACUCCCGACUCACUAACAGCCUAGUCCCUUCCCCCUUGAAGGCUGGUGUCUGUCACCCCAUACCUGAGCUGGUCCCUCUUCACUAGGUUAGGCUACCAGCAUCUUCCUACUCCUCCGGCUGGGUCCCUGGAGGAGGAAGCUUUCCAAAGCUCAAUCUAGCCCGUGGAUCCCUCCAGCAGGAAGCUCCAAGGCCUCCUCUGUACUUUGAGGUCGUACUGGCCCCUGCUAUGCCCCAGGCUCAGGGCUAUUACAUAAGACACCCAAUUCAAUUCGGAGGGCCGUUGACACCGUCCCUGUCACUGAAUCUUGUCUUCACCCCUGUGAUUCUCUGGACAGCCAGCGAAUCUCUGUUAAUGUCGGUGGAGUUCCAGCCACUGCACUUUUAUUGAGGCAGUCUCACUGUGGCUCCGGCUGGAGUGCAGUGGCACGGUCAUAGCUCAUGGCAGCCCCCAACUCCCAGGCUCAAGCAAUCCUCCCACCUCAGCCUCCCGAGUAACUGGGACUAUAGGCGGGAGCCACCAUGUCGGGCUGUUUUUUCUGUAGAGAGCGGGCCUCCCUAGGUUGCCCAGGCUUACUUAACGCUCUUGAAUGUCAAAAUCCACGCUCAAUACCCGCUUCACGCGGAAGUCGGUGUUGAGAUACAAGCAUAUAAACGAACUCAAGGCUAACAGCUGUUCUGUAUUCAGAGCCGCACAUUCAAGGAAAAACGCGAUCGCUGGACCGGAACAAGAAGAGUGGGUGGAUGGCCGGGCGCGGUGGCUCAAGCCUGUAAUCCCAGCACUUUGGGAGGCCGAGACGGGCGGAUCACGAGGUCAGGAGAUCGAGACCAUCCUGGCUAACACGGUGAAACCCCGUCUCUACUAAAAAAUACAAAAAACUAGCCGGGCGCGGUGGCAGGCGCCUGUAGUCCCAACUGCUCGGGAGGCUGAGGCAGGAGAAUGGCGUAAACCCGGGAGGCGGAGCUUGCAGUGAGCUGAGAUCCGGCCACUGCACUCCAGUCUGGGCGGUAGAGCGAGACUCCGUCUCAAAAAAAAAAAAGAAAAAAAAAAAGAAGAGUGGGUGGAGGAUGGAGGGCUUGCUUGGGCGGCCCGCGGUCUUGGCUCGCCUUUCUUCCCCGAGGUCUCGUGGCUGGCCAGCCGCAGGGUGGGGGUCCGUGGACCUCCCGGCCUGUAGGGGGCGUCGGACGCAGUGGAAGGACCUGCUCCGGAGCCUGGCCAGGCUGCGCAGUCAUGAUCACCCAGACCGCGGCGGAGCCCACGGUCCCCGCAGUGCCCGCUCCUGAGGAGACCACCGAAGCUCCGGGACGCAAGGAGCUGGCGUGGCCCUGGAGGCCACCGCCAGUACCUGCGCAGCGGCCCGGACUACGACUUCGCGCGCUACCGGAGCACAGUGCACGAGGUGACUCAGGCCUUCGCCGCCGCCUCGCGGGAGGUGCUGGCGGUGGAAGCAGAGCUGGCCGGGCCUCGCAGGCAGCCGCUGCUCGCCAGCCACGUGCGCAGCCUGCAGGAGCUGGAGCAGACGCGGCUGGGCACGGUGGCCCUGCUGCAGCUGAUGGAGACGCCAGAGUUGGCGGGGCAGGAGGACGCUGUACAGAUGCACCAGCUGAAAAUGAAGUGAGCGCUGCUGCCCAAGCCGCCUGGCUAUGCUUCAUUUGCACCAGGGUUGGCACGGUCAGACCCAGCAGAGGAACCCUCUGCCUCUGUACAAUGGUGUUCUCAUCUGGUGGCCCUCAGAUAUACACUUCCCCAGAGGGCAUAGUCGUGAAACUUCACAUCAAUUUCGCUGUGCAUUGCUGGGACACUGCUGUGUACCUCGACUCAUGCCAAUCCUGCACACGUGGCUGUCUGUGGAGCUUGGAUAUUGUCACCCAUGCCCCACUGAGCACAAACCUUCAGAUGCCUGUUCUCAGCCCCCAAGCACACACACUCAUGUACAUACACAUUUGACAGUCAUGCUUCAUAACCUCCUGAUGCUACACAUCCCACCAA
Molecule: messenger RNA, 2070 nt
Organism: Macaca mulatta (Rhesus monkey)
Lineage: Eukaryota; Metazoa; Chordata; Mammalia; Primates; Cercopithecidae
Source: RefSeq, a predicted model, not a curated record